AUGAUCGCUGCAAUUCUCAACAACCAGCUCAACCUGGAGCGGGAGACGGUCCAUGAAAUCGAGGCUCUUCUAUCGAGCUUUGCCGGCCUCUCCGACAUCGAACAAGAGAGGGAACGGGCCACCUAUGUGUCCACAGCCUUCCCUCUGCUGUUCGGCAAGGAUUCUGUAGUCCAAGGGUCAAAUGGUUACGAAUCACAACGCCAAGCCCCAUGGUCGACCAACUGCUGGCUCCAACCUCAUGUCAUUGUCAGUCCUGUGUCAGCGCAGCAAGUUGCUACAGCUCUGGCAUUAUGUCGCUUCUUCAACGUGAAGUUCUCCAUCAGGAGCGGAGGUCAUUUGCAAAACCCGGGAUUUACGAGCAACAAUGGGGGUGUGGUGAUAUCGUUAAGCGCUCUAAAGCAAUUAAAGCUGUCUGAGAAUAAAUCUACGGUAGGUCUCGGGCCAGGCCUAAAGUGGUUGGAUGUAUACCGCGGUCUUGAUGCGCACGAGGUGGCUGUGACCGGUGGUCGAGUCACUACGGUAGGCGUGUCUGGUCUGUUACUCGGAGGGGGGAUUUCCUUUCACAGCCAUCAGUACGGAGUCAGUGCGAUGGGUAUCUGUAACUACGAGGUCGUUCUCGCCAACUCGCAGAUCGUCAAUGCCAACGCACAGGAGAACGCAGACUUGUUCUGGGCUCUGAAGGGUGGUGGGCCUAACUUCGGGGUCGUAACCAAGUUAGAUAUGACGACCAUCCCAAGCAAGCACUGGUCUGAGGCCCGCAUCUACCCAAUCACAGCAACCGAUCAGGUCCUCGAAGCCAUGAUGCAGUAUCACGCCGCAAUCGAAGAUGACGAUAAGUCUUCGCUCAUCUAUCAUGCUACUCACGACGUUAUCCUAGUUGUCUUUUUCUACGGCGAGCCCGUCGAGUAUCCCCCUAUUUUCCAGUCCUUCUACGAUAUACCCUACGUCACUAGCUUCGUGGCCCCAGGUAUCCGAACCGUCUAUGAUCUCAUGAAUGCAGUAGAUUCUGUGCAAGAUCCAGAGCCUGCACUUCACGAAUUCCGUACCAUGACCAGCCUCCCUAGUCUAGACGUAUACAGGGCUAUUGAAAAAGCACAUGCUGAGCAGAUCAAUGCUCUUAAAGCCGUCGAGGGCAUUACGUUGACAACCGUUAUCCAGCCAAUGCCCUCCUCAGCUAUGAAAGCGACCCUCGAAAGUCCCCUAGGCUUGGCGCCUGUUGGACAGCAGUGGUUCCUUGUGACAGCCGACUGGAAGGAUGCGAAAGAUGAAGAGCUUGCUCGGGAGGCUGUGCGCAAGAUCGUCGAUGCCGCAGAAUCAGAGGCGAAGCAGGCCGGGGUGUAUCUUCCUUACCUUUAUUCGAACUAUGCUUCGCGCGACCAGGAUCCCCUGGCAAGUUAUGGAGUGGAGAAUGCUAAGCGGUUGAAGGAGAUUGCGCUAAAGUAUGACCCGGAGGGCGUAUUCCAGAAGUUGCAAAAUGGGGGGUGGUUGCUUUCCAACAUGGCGUCAGAGGCGUGA
Messenger RNA from Aspergillus bombycis, 1515 nucleotides. RefSeq names its product FAD-binding oxidoreductase. The transcript has 6 exons. Gene Ontology annotation, molecular function: oxidoreductase activity; FAD binding. The record is from RefSeq and is a predicted model, not a curated record. Lineage: Eukaryota; Fungi; Ascomycota; Eurotiomycetes; Eurotiales; Aspergillaceae. The coding region runs from base 1 to 1515 and encodes 504 amino acids.